Molecule: messenger RNA, 1863 nt
Organism: Culex quinquefasciatus (southern house mosquito)
Lineage: Eukaryota; Metazoa; Arthropoda; Insecta; Diptera; Culicidae
Exons: 2
Coding region: 110-1780 (556 amino acids)
Molecular function (GO): protein binding
Source: RefSeq, a predicted model, not a curated record
GUUUUAUUUGAGCGCGAACAUUUCCGCGAGCCGCGCGCAAUCUGGCGCUAGUUUGCCGUCAAGUUUCUCAAGUGUAUCCGUAUCCACGGCCCCAAACCCCUCUCCCGCAAUGGACCCCGCGGCCAUCGACGCCCUGCUCCGACGGUUCGACCAGGAGGUGCCACUCUGUCGCCGGAACGCGGACAUUGCGCUGUACCGGGACUUUGUCGCGCGCCACGAUCAACUCAUCAGCGCACCGGAAGUGGCCAAGGACGACGGGAUGGCUAUCCGGUGCCGGCAGGCUGGGAAUCGAGCCUUCUCGUGUUUGCAGUUCGAGCCGGCAUUGGGGCAGUACAAUCGAAGCAUUUGCUUCGCGGAACCCGGAUCGGAACAGCUGGGACUCGGCUUCGGUUGUCGAUCUGCACUUUAUUUUGAGCUGGGAGAGUACGAGUUUGCCUUGUACAACAUUGAACUGGCCAAGAGGCACAACUAUCCGGAAAAGCUGCUGCCCAAGUUGUUGGCACGAGAGGCCAACUGCAAGGAACGAAUCGACGAAGGUCACUCCAAAGGCGCUGUUCCAGUCUCGAAACUGGACAUCAACGUUGACGCCAACCGAUGCAUUCCCAUUUUGGCCAAUGGAAUCGACAUGACGCAGUACGAGGACAUGGGCCGAGGUUUGGUGGCUGUUCAUGACUUCAACGCCGGAGACCUUAUCCUGAACGAGAAGAUCGAACUUUGCUUUGGAUCUUUUGAACGGAGCUACUCCAAUUGUGCCCAUUGUGGCGCAGAAUUCCGCAGUAGUUUGAUUCCGUGUCCGGGCUGUGUCGCGUUCAUGUACUGUGGCAAGAAGUGCCGCAACGAAGACUUCCGUACCGUUCAUCGAUUCGAGUGCGCCGUGGCCACCAAACUGAGCAACGUGACCUACGCCAACAUGCUGAUCACGGCAAGAUUGUUCUUUCACGGCUUGACGACGUUCAAGGACAACAUCACCGAGUACCUUAACUACUGCUGGUCGUACGCUGCCAUCAGUUCCAAACCAUUCGAUCUGGACUUUCCAAAUCCCGACCCUUUGGACGCGUUCAAGGUUCUGCAUCAUGCCACACCAAACCGCAAUCGCACCAUGGAGCACCUGUUGAAGCUAAGCGUAGCGGCCUUUCAGCUGGUAUUCCUGAAGAACCCACUGGUCGCAUCAAUGUUCUACACCGCAGCUCACCGUAACGCCAUGCUGCGCUGCCUGCUACUUCACGGUCGCGUGUGUUCUUCCUUGGCUCUCAACCAAGAAGACGAUCGUGGCGGUUGGCUAGGAGCACUCUCGCCCAUCGCCACCCUCGUCAACCAUUCGUGUGACCCCAACGCGGCCGCUUUCGUCGAUUCCGGAACGAUCAAAAUCGCCGUACUACGCCCCAUCCAAAGAGGUGACCAGAUUUCCAUCGCCUAUCCACCGGUCUGGUGGAACGCCCACGACGGAAGCGAGCAAGCCUUCCUGUGCAAGUGCGUGGUUUGCGGACCGGAUGGAGCCCAGUGGCACGAGGCGCACCAGCAGAUGAGCCCAAUUUCGCCGGAAGCGAAACGCGAGCUUUCCGAGAAGAUUGAGGAACAGAUUCCGCUUUGCGAAAAAUUCCAGCACAUGGUUCAGAUACUGGCGCGUGAUGGCCAUCAUCCCGGGGAGAUGUUUGGCGAAGUGGUGAAGCGGUACCAUGAUUUGCUGGCCGAAGAGGUUCGACAGCGGAGCGAACAAAGUGACCGAGCUAGGCUGAUGCUGCGCGUUAAAGGUGAUGUCUUCGGACAACGCAGUGGCUAACUGUAUUCGAUCGAUAAACUGUUAACUGUUCUAAAUUUCAGAAUGAUUUUUGUCAUGAUCUUAAUAAAUGAAUUGGACCAAGA